Molecule: messenger RNA, 1152 nt
Organism: Coniosporium apollinis CBS 100218
Lineage: Eukaryota; Fungi; Ascomycota; Dothideomycetes
Product: actin, gamma
Exons: 5
Coding region: 1-1152 (383 amino acids)
Source: RefSeq, a predicted model, not a curated record
AUGGAAGCUGACUUGUUUUUCCUGCAAACAGAAGAAGUUGCUGCUCUCGUCAUCGACAAUGGCUCCGGUAUGUGCAAGGCCGGUUUCGCCGGUGAUGAUGCGCCUAGAGCCGUUUUUCCCUCAAUCGUCGGUCGACCACGUCAUCAUGGUAUCAUGAUUGGUAUGGGCCAGAAGGAUUCAUACGUCGGAGACGAGGCGCAGUCGAAGCGUGGUAUCCUGACGCUGCGAUAUCCCAUUGAGCACGGUGUCGUCACGAACUGGGACGACAUGGAGAAGAUCUGGCACCACACCUUCUACAACGAGCUCCGUGUGGCUCCUGAGGAGCAUCCGGUGCUGUUGACUGAGGCCCCCAUCAACCCCAAGUCCAACAGGGAAAAGAUGACGCAGAUUGUGUUCGAGACCUUUAACGCUCCGGCAUUCUACGUGUCCAUCCAGGCCGUUCUGUCCCUGUACGCCUCCGGUCGCACCACUGGUAUCGUGCUCGACUCCGGCGAUGGUGUCACCCACGUUGUGCCGAUCUACGAGGGGUUCGCCCUUCCCCACGCCAUCUCCCGUGUCGACAUGGCUGGUCGCGACUUGACCGACUACCUGAUGAAGAUUUUGGCCGAGCGCGGUUACACCUUCUCCACUACCGCCGAGCGCGAGAUCGUGCGCGACAUCAAGGAGAAGCUCUGCUACGUUGCUCUCGACUUCGAGCAGGAGAUCCAGACCGCCAGCCAGAGCUCGAGCCUUGAGAAGUCCUACGAGCUUCCCGACGGUCAGGUCAUCACCAUCGGCAACGAGCGCUUCCGAGCUCCGGAGGCCCUCUUCCAGCCGAGCGUCCUGGGUCUCGAGAGCGGUGGUAUUCACGUGACCACCUUCAACUCCAUCACGAAGUGCGACAUCGACGUCCGGAAGGAUCUCUAUGGCAACAUUGUUAUGUCUGGUGGUACUACCAUGUACCCGGGUAUCGCCGACCGCAUGCAGAAGGAAAUCACCGCCCUUGCACCGUCGUCGAUGAAGGUCAAGAUCAUUGCUCCGCCAGAGCGGAAGUACUCCGUCUGGAUCGGUGGUUCCAUCCUCGCUUCGCUCUCCACCUUCCAGCAGAUGUGGAUCUCCAAGCAGGAGUACGACGAGAGCGGUCCCUCCAUUGUCCACCGCAAGUGCUUCUAA